AUGGUGCUCGCACUAGCAUUGAAAGCAGAGCUGAACGGCGUCACCGACCUCCGCCCCAACGACACGGAAGACGCGCCCUUUUUCUACACAUUCAAGGUCCAAUGCACGUCAUGUCGCGAAGUGCACCCCAACCCUGUCUCGGUCAAUCGCUUCGAGAUGAACGAGCAGAGCGGCAGCAAGGGUGAAGCCAACUUUGUCUGGAGGUGUAAGAACUCCGCGCCUACCUCCUACGAACAAAGCGACCCACCCAAGAAGACCAACAUCCUCAUGUUCGACUGCAGAGGCCUAGAGUUCGUCGAAUUCAUCGCCGAGGGAGAGUUCCUCGCGACAGGCACGGAAUCAGGCACCAAGUUCUCUGGUAUUGAGCUACCUGACGGCGAAUGGUACGACUACGACGAGAAGGCUGGCGAGGAAGUUAGCAUCACGAACGUCGAGUGGGAAAUACGUCGCGCGUAG
Molecule: messenger RNA, 456 nt
Organism: Alternaria triticimaculans
Lineage: Eukaryota; Fungi; Ascomycota; Dothideomycetes; Pleosporales; Pleosporaceae
Exons: 3
Coding region: 1-456 (151 amino acids)
Molecular function (GO): zinc ion binding
Source: RefSeq, a predicted model, not a curated record